CGUUGUACUCCGCCGCCCCUCCGUCCUUGUGCGACCGACGAUCGUUCCACUCCGCCGCCCCUCCGUCCUUGUGCGACCGACGGUCGUUGGUCGCUCAUUGGUCUCUCGUUCCGGAGAGGAGGGGGUGGCGGGGACAGAGAGAGGGCGUGGUCACGUCAGCGCCCCGUAUUCUUGAGGAUGUCGAGAUCCCCUCUUUACUUAUCCACAUCUCCUUCUCCUCGCUGUAACACGUCGUCGGGCGUUCGUGGCUCCACAGCCAGCCAGGUUCUCACGGGGAAUAAUAAUAUGAAUGCCACAUGUAAUACUAUGACUGGACAUCCCAUCAAGGCGUCGAUUACCCAAUCAAACCAUCAUAACGAUCGGCUGGUGCACGGGCGGCUGCGGUCGCUGACGUGUCACCUGAGGGGGGGUCCAGACGGGCUAGCGGCCGCCACGUGUCAGUCCCUCAGCUCAUCACGGCGCAAAGCAGGUGUCUUCAAGAACACUGAUCGGCACGCAGCAGGUGUCAUCACCGAGGGAUUCGGGGCCACGUGGCAGCGCAGUUUCCCACCCACGCCGUCGCGACCUUUUCCCGCUAUUUCGUUUCCGACGGCUGCUCGUCGAAUGGAGUGUGCGGAGCAGAUGGCGCAUGGCGGGAAAUGGGCCAGCUUGGAGCCGGCAUCCAAUGGCGGGAAUUGGGAAAGCAUGGAGCGGAUGAUGACUCAGAGCGGGACAUCGGAACGCGAAAACGAGUCGAGCAACGGUGCCAUUGGCAGUGAAGGAUCAGAUACAUUUGCAUACCAGUUCCCGUCUCCUGAGAUUGCGAAGAUUGUAGAUGCCCCUCCUACCCCUGUGCUAUCAUUUUCUCCCCUCCGCGACAAGAUUGUGCAUCUGCAGCGGCCUGGGCUCCCACCUGUGGAAGAUCUCGCUAAGCCAGAGUUGAAGCUUGCAGGAGUUCGAAUCAAUCCCGAGAGCAACACACGCAGUCGAAUGUCAUCGUACACUGGGAUUGCCAUUACUGAGCUUCUGGAUGAUGGCCGGGUCGGACCAGAGCGGCAGGUUUGCGGUCUUCCAGAGAGUGCAAAGAUUAAUUUUGUCAGUUGGUCUCCCGAUGGGUGCCACUUGGCUUUUGCUGUACAUGUGGAUGUGGAGGAACACACAGAGGAGCCUGCAGGGCUAGGUCUGUGGAUGGCUGACGUAAAGACUGGCGAGGCGAAGCAGCUUUUCAGAUCCCCUGAGUGCCAGCUCAAUACAGUUUUUGACUCGUAUGGAUGGAUCGACGAAAAAACGAUUGUGGCUUGCGUGGUUCCUUCGUUGCGUGGAAAACCGCCACAGAAAUCUUUGAAACCAGUUGGACCUAAAAUUCAGUCAAAUGAGAGUGGUGAAAAGGCGCAGGCAAGGACGUACCAAGACCUCCUGAAAGACCAGCAUGACAAAGAUUUGUUUACAUAUUAUGCCACUUCACAGCUUGUGCUUGUGACGCUUGAUGGCAAAAUCAGGAAUCUAAAUGAACCACGCAUGUACACCUCCGUAGAGCCAUCACCAGAUGGGGAGUAUCUCUUGGUCGUGACCAUUCACGAACCCUUUUCCUUUGUGGUGCCGUGUGGCAGGUUUCCCAAAAAGGUGGAGGUAUGGACCCGUGAAGGGGCGCAUGUGCAUGAGAUAUGUGACCUGCCUUUAGCGGAGAACAUACCCAUUGCAUUUAAUAGUGUUCGCACCGGCAGACGGUCCAUAGGGUGGCGACCCGAUCAGCCAGCUUCGCUUUCCUGGAAAAUGUAUGACCAUGGGGCUCAGCAGCAGCCACAGGUGGAAGUUGUGAUGAAGGUGGAAGGUCAACAACCCUCCACCUCGACUCCUUCUCCACCUCUGACAGGUACUCAGCAGGAAAAGGAGCUGCAAGAACAGCUGCGGCGGCAACAGGACCGUCUUGCAGAACUAGAACGUCAGGAGGCAGCUGAGCUAGAGGCUGCAACAGAUAAUUCCAGAAGGGACUAUGUGUUCCAGCAGCUAGACAAGGUGCUCACAGAUGACCGUUGUGCACAGGAGCCCUUUGGGUUACCCAACCGGCCAACCAAGCAUCACAUCGAGCUGCUGCCUGGAGCGGUCCCUCCCAAGGGCCGCAUCUACAGGAUGUCCCCUGCUGAGCUUGAGGAGCUCAGAAAGCAGCCUGAGACCCUGACCAACAAGGGCUGGAUCAGACCCAACACUUCUGAAUUCGGUGCACCUGUUCUCUUUGUGCCCAAAGGGAAUGGCGAGUUCAGAAUGUGCAUUGACUACAGGGGUCUCAAUAAGAUCACUAGGAAGAGUACUGAGCCACUUCCUAGGAUCGAUGACCUCCUGGACAUGGUGCAGGGCUGCACAGUGUUCAGCAAAGUCGACCUCAAAUCUGGCUACCACCAGAUUGAGAUGGUAGAGGAGGAUGUCUAUAAGACAACCUUCAAGGCCAGGUAUGGGACGUAUGAGUUCCUGGUCAUGCCAUUUGGACUUUGCAACGCCCGAGGCACCUUCCAGACAGAGAUGCACCGCAUCUUCAGGCCUUACGUGGACAAGUUUAUGGUUGUCUACCUGGAUGAUAUCUUGGUAUUCAGCAAAACUGCCAGGGAACAUGCGGAGCACUUGGCUCUGGUCCUUCAGUCGUUACGUGACAACCAGUACAAGAUCAACAGGGAGAAGUCCUCCUUUGGAGUUCCCUCUGUUAUCUACCUGGGUCAUGUAAUCUCUGGAGAUGGUCUCGCUCCUGAAGCAGCCAAGAUUGCUGCUCAGACAGUGAGGGCUCCUUUGGGACUGCUCAAACCCUUACCCAUACCUGAUGGCCCUGCUGAAUCUGUGUCGAUAGACUUCAUAGAUUUAGGCAAGACCACCCCUCGUGGCAUGCGUCAGAUUAUGGUCUGCGUGGACAGGUUCUCCAAAUACGUAGAGUUCAUCCCCUUGCCAGAGGUAGCUAGGGUACCUGUUGUGAGAGCAGCCUUCUCUGAGAGCGAGGCAUCUGAGGCAGACAAGUUCAAGUUGCUGCCGAGAUACGUCUGGUGGGAAAUACGGCCCGAGAUAAUGAAGGUGGCUGCCGGGGCAGCAGGAGUUUGGGCCAGUUUCAAGGAAGAGAUGCAAAGGCGCUUUAAGCUGGGGGAUGGUCUGCUAACAAAGGCAGACUUGGAAAUGUCACAGCAAGAAGAGUUCACUACUGUGGGUGCUUUUGCGACGACCUUUGAGAAGAUGGCAAGGAAGGUCCCUGGGAUGGCGGAAGAGGAGCAGUGCGCAACCUUCCUAGGGCACUUCACGAAUUGGGAGGUCUCUGUGCGAACCAAGAAGGGUGCGCCAGGGAAGAAACUGACGUGGGCCGCGACAAAGGAAAGUGUGACGCACGGGGAGUUGGACCAAGUGGACAUCUUCCAAAUGCGGCAAGCCAGGAAGAAGAGAAAGGCCUUGGAUGCCACGACGAGUGACGGGCGCGACUUUAAGAAAAUGGUAGAGGAUGCGGUAGCCCAACUCGAUGCGGCAAAGGAGGCAAAUGCAGCAAAAAAGGCUAUGGUGGGAAACCAAGGCGGCGGACGUGUACAUAAUCAAGGAUGGGGCCGAGGGCGAGGAAAUGGAGGCCGCGGAGGAAACGGGAGAGGAAAUGGAGGUGGUUCCAGCGGGGGAGGAAAUGAGGACUGGAACGCGCUAGGAAGUCAGGGUAGUCAAGAAGGUGAACGAGGAUUUGGUACAGAACAGAUAGAUUGGAGGAAUGCCAUUUGCUGGCAUUGUGGGCAGAAAGGUCACACCAUCAAGUUCUGCCAUGUCCGAAGGAAUGAUGAAGAUGAAGGGUUGAUCAGUACCAACUACGAUGGUGAUAUGUAUGACAAGUUUGGGUACUACAUUGACCCUAAGACCCCUGGAGGAACGAGGAAGGAGGCCUUGCGACGAGUCGAGGCCGGCAUGCCACCCGCUCCUCCGACUAUGUUUCGGAUUUGGCAAGAGGAGGAGGCCCGUCCUGAUGUAAGGGUAGAAGAGGUAGGAGAGAAUGGGGAGGUAGAGCAGGAAAGGAAAGUCGGUACCGUCAGCGAAGAGCCAAUUGUGGUGGAAUCCGACGAUGAGAUAGAGGAAGUAGUAAAAGGGAAAGCAUGCACGACAAUGGUGGACAGUGGCGCGGAGAUGAACCUCAUAAAGGAGGAGCAUGCUUCGCGCUUGGGAAUGGAAAUAGAUCGCUCCGACAACGGAGUCCUGAUGGGAGCGAAUAGUCAAUCGGUAUUUGUGGGGACUGCAUCGGGGGUGAUUUUGGAGAUCGGGAAGGUGAAGGUGAGAAGUUGUUUCCUUAUAAUGCCUGAUCUCGAUCACCCCAUCUUGUUGGGUCGAUCCUUCUUAAGUCGAGCAGAGACCAUCAUACUUAAUAAGCAUGACGAAACCAUGAUCCUCGUCUUGUGUGACCCGAUGUGUGGCAAUUAUGAGAUUGUCACGUGUAAGAACACGGGGCCUAGAAGUACAAGGAACCGGCCCAACCCUGGCUCUUUCACGAUUGAAGAGUCAAAAGAGGAAAGGAAGAGGCUAGAGGGCGGCGAAAUUGAAGAGGAGAGGAAGCCUGAAGCACUGAUUCUUAGCCUGGCUAGUAUAGGCGAUGCUAUGGACAUAGUGUCGACCUAUGGGAUGGCAGACCCGAAGGCUGUAGAGGCCCUGAGAGAGAAGGUGGUGGAACAAAUGGGAGAAGGAGAGGUGGUGUUGGUAUAUCGAACGUCUGGAAGGAUAAGAGGAUCGGCAGGAGCCCAACCCCAGAGCGCAACUCGACCUUUUUUAGGGGUAGGCUCAAGCAAGGAUCACAAAGGCGGUACAAAAGGGAAUUACCUCUUUGGCAGGCGGUUCGUGUUCAGAGUUGACCCAACCGCCCUGGCUGGCCCACUUAAUAAUUUCGCUUCACCGGAUCCAACCAUUGCCAGAUGGUUGACGUACAUCUGGAUGUUUGAUUUCGAGUUGGAGCGCAUUCCUGGGAACAAUAAUAGGGCAGAUGGGUUAAGUCGCGUCGACUGGGAUAAAGGCAAUAAAGGGGCAGUCGAAAAUACUCCGCCAGUCGAUGGUUUUCUGGACGAGGAGGAGGAUGUAAGACUACAUAUUAACUAUUGGCCGUUAUCUGUGGGUGAGCAUGUUACUCUUGGACGACCUAUAUGGCUUGCACCUCCAGGUCAUGUACGACGGCCGGACAUAGUCCUCAAGCCUUAUGUUGAGGAUUCUUGGGGAAUGCCAGGAGUAGAUUGGAUGAUGGAUUUAGCUUUGGCGGAUAAGUACCAGCUGCAAGAAGAUCUGGUCACAAUGGGGAAUGGACCCCAGCAGGUAGAAAAGCAUGAGCGACUGAUAGGUGGCAUGCACCUUCUGGCAAACUCGCUACUUCAAGAUGAGGUCGCUAGGAUUGAAGGAGAAACGCAAAAUAAGGAAGAGAAUGUGGUCCACGAAGGAAAGGUAAAGGAGGCUUUUUGCUCGGAAGAGUAUGACGGAGUAUACUAGGAAUGCUCCUUUCAUGUGAAAUGAGGGAAAGAGAUGCCAACGAAAAAGUCCUCAAGAUGCGGCCAAAUUUUUUGGUGAGAGAUCUGUUCACGAGGAAUAAAGGGAGGAAUCCCAGAAGGGUGGUCUGUGGCAUAAAUCGACAGAUUGACGUUAUGGCAGCCCUUCAUGAUGGCACGACGGGGGGCCAUAGGAGUCUGGAUGCGACAUACUUGAAAAUUCACGAAUUAUAUUAUUGGGAUGGCAUGGGAUACAUGAUCGAUAAGUAUUGUAAAUCUUGUGUA
Messenger RNA from Chara braunii, 5726 nucleotides. NCBI's taxonomy places the organism in Eukaryota, Viridiplantae, Streptophyta, Charophyceae, Charales, Characeae. The record is from the annotation of a GenBank genome assembly.